This is a messenger RNA of Erigeron canadensis, 2056 nucleotides long. Its product is annotated as peptidyl-prolyl cis-trans isomerase FKBP62-like. The record is from RefSeq and is a predicted model, not a curated record. Bases 87 to 1814 code for a protein of 575 amino acids. Gene Ontology annotation, molecular function: peptidyl-prolyl cis-trans isomerase activity; protein binding. Lineage: Eukaryota; Viridiplantae; Streptophyta; Magnoliopsida; Asterales; Asteraceae. The transcript is spliced from 13 exons.
ACUUACUUUCUUCACACCUAUAAAUAAAUUAAAACCCUCUCUCACACACACUCGAUAAUUAAUCAAUCUAUAUAUAUUGCAAAAAAAUGGAUACGGAUUUUGAUAUUCCGGCAGCAGGUGGUGAGGAUUUCAUGGAUGAUGAGGAGAUGGAUACAGCAUCAGCUGCAGCAGUUGGUUUGAAAGUAGGUGAAGAAAAAGAAAUUAGUGGCAGUAAAGGAUUGAAAAAAAAGUUACUUAAAGAAGGUCAAGGUUGGGAUACUCCUGAAUCUGGUGAUGAAGUUGAAGUUCAUUAUACUGGAACAUUGACUGAUGGAACACAGUUUGAUUCAAGCAGAGAUAGAGGGACUCCUUUUAAGUUCACUCUUGGUCAAGGGCAAGUGAUCAAGGGAUGGGAUUUGGGUAUCAAGACAAUGAAGAAGGGUGAAAAUGCACUUUUCACCAUACCUGCGGAGCUAGCUUAUGGUGAAACUGGUUCUCCACCGACAAUCCCUCCCAAUGCUACUCUUCAGUUUGAUGUGGAAUUGCUUUCUUGGGUUAGUGUCAAGGAUAUCUGCAAGGAUGGUGGAAUCUUUAAGAAAAUCGUGAAGGAGGGAGAGAAGUGGGAGAACCCUAAGGACCUUGAUGAGGUUCUAGUCAAUUAUGAGGUUCGCCUUGAGGAUGGGACAUUAGUUACAAAGGCUGAUGGAGUGGAGUUUAAAGUAGAAGAUGGUCAUUUCUGCCCUGCUUUAUCAAAGGCUGUUAAAACCAUGAAGAAAGGAGAAAAAGUUGUCCUUUCAGUCAAACCAGAAUAUGGAUUUGGGGACAAGGGAAAGCCUGCUUCUGGGGGUGAGGCUUCAGUCCCCGCCAAUGCUGCACUACAAAUCACACUAGAACUUCUAUCAUGGAAGAUAGUCUCGAGUGUUACAGAUGACAAAAAGGUUAUCAAGAAAAUCUUGAAAGAAGGGGAGGGAUAUGAGCGUCCGAAUGAGGGAGCUGUUGUUCAGGUGAAGUUGAUUGGUAAGCUAGAAGAUGGUACUGUAUUCACCAAAAAAGGUCAUGAUGAUACUGAGCUAUUUGAGUUCAAGGCAGAUGAAGAGCAAGUGAUUGAUGGGCUGGAUAGAGCUGUAAUGACAAUGAAGAAAGGGGAAGUGGCUCUUCUGACAAUUGCACCAGAAUACGCUUUUGGUUCUGCUGGUUCUGUCCAGGAUUUAGCAGCAGUGCCCCCUAAUGCUACCGUGACAUAUGAAGUUGAGCUUGUGUCUUUCGUGAAGGACAAAGAAUCUUGGGACAUGACCACUACCCAAGAGAAAAUCGAGGCUGCUGGCAAAAAGAAAGAAGAAGGAAAUGCAUUCUUCAAAGCUGGUAAAUAUAAGAAAGCAGUGAAGCGAUAUGAGAAGGCUGCUAAGUACAUUGAGUAUGAUACUAACUUUGAAGAAGAAGAGAAAAAACAAGCUAAAGCCUUGAAGGUUACCUGCAACCUGAACAAUGCAGCUUGCCAGUUGAAACUGAAGGACUACAAGCAGGCUGAAAAGCUUUGCACCAAGGUGUUGGAACUUGAGAGUACAAAUGUCAAGGCUCUUUAUCGGAGGGCUCAAGCUUAUAUCAAUGUAGCUGACCUGGAUCUUGCAGAGCUUGAUAUAAAGAAAGCCCUUGAGAUUGACCCUAAUAACAAGGAUGUGAAACUCGAGUACAAAGUACUGAAAGAAAAGAUUAAAGAAUACAAUAAGAAGGAUGCCAAGUUUUACGGGAACAUGUUUGCCAAGAUGACCAAGUCAUCCGCCAAUAAAGAAGCCACAAAGGAGGCAGAACCAAUGAGCAUUGACAGCAAGGCGUAAUAAAUGGGAACGAUGUACCGAAUUUGAGUUCUCUGAUAUUUUACAGUCUAGUGACCUUAUCGAUUUCUGUUUGAAUGUGAAACGUCUGGGACAGAGUAAUAGUUAGUGAGAAUAUGGGAGGUUGUUUACUUUUUUCUUUUCUUUUCUUUUUCCUUUGGUGGUGUUGUCCUUUAGAAUUGAAAAUGGAUACUACUAAUUGUAUUGUUGAACCAUAUAAUUAUACUUGACUUUGUUUUCUUACA